Zootoca vivipara (common lizard) is the source of this 7698-nucleotide messenger RNA. RefSeq names its product Wnt family member 5B (gene WNT5B). Lineage: Eukaryota; Metazoa; Chordata; Lepidosauria; Squamata; Lacertidae. The record is from RefSeq and is a predicted model, not a curated record. Gene Ontology annotation, molecular function: frizzled binding; cytokine activity. Gene Ontology annotation, cellular component: extracellular region. Gene Ontology annotation, biological process: cell fate commitment; canonical Wnt signaling pathway; neuron differentiation.
UCGGUUCGACUCGCCUUGCUCCGACCCUUUGCACUACGGUCGGCGCCGUCUUGCUGCUGCUACUGUCGCCGCUGUAGUCAAAACUCCUCCCGGCCUAAAAGUUGUCUGGUGCAAAAUUCCUUCUGCAGCAGCAGCCCGAAAGAAAGCGAGAGCGUUAGCCAGCCAGCCGCCGCGGGCAGAAGGGAGGGAGCUUCGGCGACGGUGGAUGCCUAUUGCCCCUGUUGCUGCUGCAGCCGGCCAGCCAGAAGCGCGCGAGCGGAGAGGGGUGCAUCCUGCCCGUUGGAGAGGAGCGCGGGGGCUCGUCCCCGGUGGCCCCGGAGCUGACCUUGCCUGGCCCCGCGCUGCAAAGGGCGACUCACCUGCUGCCUGCGCAGCGCGCCGGGACUAACUCGAGCGGGGCGAGAACACACACUCGCACACACGGAGAGGCAAACUUGCCGCAGCUGUCGACGUCGCGGGGUUGGAAAGCGCAGAGAUGCAGGGAGCCCUGAUGUGUCUCAGCCUGGCCGGGCAAAGACGCGGGAGCCGCGGGAAGCGCACCAUGCCAGGGACGCGGCUGAUCCUCAGCCUGACUCUCCUCUGCGGCUGCACGCAGCUUCUGGUCGAGGCCAGCUCCUGGUGGUCAUUGGCUAUGAACCCAAUCCAGAGACCUGAGAUGUACAUCAUUGGCGCCCAGCCCGUGUGCAGCCAACUGCCGGGGCUUUCCCCUGGGCAGAGGAAGCUGUGCCAACUUUACCAAGAGCACAUGGUGUACAUUGGUGAGGGGGCCAAGAACGCCAUAAAGGAGUGCCAGUACCAGUUCCGGCAGAGACGGUGGAAUUGCAGCACAGUGGACAACACGUCUGUGUUCGGCAGGGUCAUGAGCAUAGGUAGCCGAGAGACUGCAUUCACUUACGCUGUUAGCGCUGCCGGGGUGGUGAAUGCCAUCAGCCGUGCCUGCCGUGAAGGGGAGCUUUCUACCUGUGGUUGCAGCCGGACAGCCCGACCAAAGGACCUGCCCCGAGACUGGCUUUGGGGCGGAUGCGGGGACAAUGUGGAAUAUGGCUACCGUUUCGCCAAGGAAUUUGUGGAUGCCAGGGAGAGGGAGAGGAACUAUGCCAAGGGAUCCGAGGAGCAGGCCCGCACACUCAUGAACCUACAGAACAACGAGGCCGGCCGCAGAGCAGUGUACAAGUUGGCUGAUGUCUCCUGUAAGUGCCAUGGAGUCUCAGGUUCCUGCAGCCUCAAGACCUGUUGGCUGCAGCUGGCUGACUUCCGCAAAGUGGGAGACCUCCUGAAGGAGAAGUAUGACAGCGCUGCCGCCAUGAGGAUCAGCCGCAAGGGCAAGCUGGAGCUAGUGAACAACCGCUUCAAUUCGCCUACUCCAGAGGACUUGGUGUACGUCGACCCCAGCCCCGAUUACUGCCUACGCAACGAAACCACGGGCUCCCUGGGCACCAAGGGCCGGCUCUGUAAUAAGACCUCGGAGGGUAUGGACGGCUGUGAGCUGAUGUGCUGUGGCCGAGGCUACGACCAGUUCAAGAGUGUGCAGGUCGAGCGUUGCCACUGCAAGUUUCACUGGUGCUGUUACGUCAAGUGUAAAAAGUGCACAGAGAUUGUCGAUCAGUACGUCUGUAAAUGAAGGGCCCACAAGAGCUACAAAUCUAUAUUAUAUAAAUCUAUAUAAAUCUAUUUUAUAUAUUUGUAUAAAUAAAUAGAUGGUGAUGAUGAUAAUAAUUAAAGACAUUUAUUUAAGAGACUUUUUAAAAUCUAAAAUGUUUCCAUUAGAACAGCUAGAUGGUUGGGCUGCUCCUUUGUUAUUUAAUAGGGGAGCAAAGCGGGGGGGGGGGAGGUAUUUGUUCACUGGUUCCCUCCCAAUCUUGACGCAAUGCAUCCGGGAUAAAAGGGAUUCUUGAGGGGCCUCGAAAAGGAUCUACCUACAGCUCCUUUAUCACAAAAGCAGGAGGAUGGGAUAUGUUCCCUUUGCUAUCUUGUGACUGGAUUUCAUAUUGGGUGUGUUCUGUGCCUUUUUUGACACAGCCAAAGGAGUGCCCUCCACGCUCAGGUCGCUUUCCAAAAGGACUUUUUUCUGCUUCUUGUCAAAACACUCUGUGGGAUUAAACUACAAGGCGAAUUACCUGUUUUAGAUAUUGGAAGAAUGAUUCAAAAGCAGUGUCCGUGCCUGCUGUGGUUGACGUGUGGAUUGAAGAGAGACUGUUGCACAAUGGCAGAUGGUCCCCCUGCAUCAAGCGGGGGAAGGAAAACAUUACCUUUGACCUAGAAGUCCUGCUUUACCCCUGUAUAUCCUGACAGAAACCCCCGGAAUCUGAUUCUCCUGCAUUUUGUGGAAUAAAGAAAGGCGGCAGCGGAAGUGGAGGGGGAUCUGCUGAAGCUUUGGAAAUGCAAAAUUGUCAGAAGUGGUUUUGCUGGUUGGUGGAUUUUCUCUUCUGUGGAAAAAUAACUGUGUGGUGUAUUGAUCUAACCUCAGGAUACAUGACAGCCGGUGACUGAUCUCUUGGGACUACUUGGAUUGUUUUGGGAAAGGGGCUUAUUCGGCAUGUCUCUGGACUUGAGAGAAAAACAGACAUGAUUCAACACACAGGAUUUGACAAACACAGCACCUCAGUCUCUACGCGGACUCAGAUGGUCAUGGGUGUCACAAGGGCUUUUUCAUCCCCCGUGCCUCUGACCUAGAUGUACAGUUUCUCUUUUAACAUUAAAUAUCCCUUGUUCUUGCCCUCUCCCCUUGUUUUUGUGAGCACAUUUGUUUUGUGUUGCUGCUAAUGCAUUUCACAGCACGGGGACUUUCUGCCAAGUUGGACUCCUUCCUGGCUUAAAACCUUUAUUGCAGUCAGACCCAAUUCUUGUGUUAUUUUUUUGAUAGGUCAAGUCACCAAGAGGUGACAUCUCAAAAGAAUUAUGUCUGUUGCUGGAAGACCAUUUGAUUUGUACACUUCCUUGUGUGCUGAGAGCUGGUUUUCACCAUCCCAAUGGCGAGGGUCAUAUUGCAUUCUGUAAGUUAUAUUGUUACUAUUGACUGGCAACAAUGUAGCAUGUGCCAAAAGAAGAAUCAAAUAUUUCCUUAAAACUAUUGUCAUUGGUUCUGAAAUACAGCAUUAGGAAGUUCAGGGGAAAUUCUGGAAUAUUACUCCAUUCUUUUCUCAUAUCCACAGAUUGGCUAGAGUGGAUUAAAAUGGGCCAGAGCCAAGUUUUGUUAAGGCAGAAGUGUGUAGGGAGGAUGCCUUAGAACAGGGAUCCCCAAACUUUGGCCCUCCAGUUGUUUUGGACUACAGUUCCCAUCUUCCCUGACCACUGGUCCUGUUAGCUAGGGAUCAUGGGGGUUGUAGGCCAAAAACAUCUGGAGGGCUGAGGUUGAGGAAGCCUGCUUUAAGGUUAUGAGAGGAUGAAUGUACACAUAGCAGGUAGCUUGAGGCGGACAGGGGCAAAGAGAAAUUUUGCAUGCAGUGAAAUACAUAUUUGCAUUUGCCACAGGCAAUAACAUACAUGUUGGAUCCAUACAAUUUCCUUAUGUUCCCUUGGGAAGGGAUCACUCUUACCUGCUCUGCAUGCAGAAGGACCCAGGUUCAGUCUUUGGUAUCUCCACUUAGAGGAGGUCAGGUUGCAGGUGAUUUUUUUGUCAUUAUUAUUUUCCUUUGACCAUUGGAAGUUGCUGCUAGCCAGAGUAGACAGAACUGGGCUCGAUGAAGGCCUGGUUUCUAUGUUCUAUUUUGGAAUGUUUGCCAGGCAUGAAAUGUUCCUGAGCCUGACUUUAGGCUCAACUAAAGUUCUUUCCCCCCCAAUUAACUACUAAUUAUGUAGUCAUCCUACUCUGAUAGCCACCCCGUGGAAUACAGGGUCAUGAGCAAUUGUUGUUUUCUUAACUUCCUUGCUAGUGAGCGAUGGAUGAAAAAGGUUUGUUUUUUCAGUACCUACAGGGAUCAUUUGUACUUGAGCAAUAGUCAGAAGACCCAGCCAAAAACUGGAAACAAUUACUGACAAUAUUAUUUGCAAUACUUGCUUUUUAAAACCAACAACAUAUAUUUUUUUUAAAAACAAAUUGCCAAUAGAAAUAAGCAAGUGCCCUGUAAACUAGAGCCUUGUAAAAUACAACUCAGGAUUUUUACAAGCUGUUUUUCUCCAAACAUUUUUAGUCAUUUUUUUUUACCAUUUCUGCUACUAAAGUUGUCAGCAAUGCAUAUAUUUCAUAGGCAACAGAUUUGAAGGGUCCAUAAUAUAUAAGAGGAAGAGCAUUCUGCUUGCAAAUUAACUUGCUUUAAAAAUACUGUUUUAAAAAAAUAUUUUAGGGUUUUAAGCAAAUCAUUAAUCCAUACAUUUCUUGGCACCCCAGAGAGCAAUUUCUUGGAAUACACCAAAUGACCCAGAUUUAUGUUCUUUUUAUAUAAAAUCCAAAGCCAAACGUACAAUAAUUCAAAGUGAUGAAAGCUGUUUUCCACCCAUGGAAAAACUGAGAGGAUAAUGGCCUGAUCUAGCUCCCUUAAUAACAAACCAGUAAUUGGAACGAUCCCCAAAUCCCAUGAAAUCUAUGUGCUACAGAUGCUUGGAAUACAGUAUCCUUUUUUUCUAAAACAGAAAAACAGUGUUUGGGCUGCCUGAAAGGUGUUUCCUUCCUUCAUAUCUCUAACCUUUUAUUAUGCAAUGACUGCACACUGGCUUGUUUCACACACAACACUAAGCCAAACCAUGGCUAAGAAUGAAUAUACAGAUGUGCAGGUACUUUCUGUGAAAAUUCUGCUGCUUUUCUACUCUCUUACUCCUGCCUGCUGCUCUACCUGAAGCUAAACAUGCUUGGCUUAGCAUUACAUCUGAACCCAGUCAUGUCAUCUGUCAGUGUUACAUGUGAACUAGGCCACUGUAUGAUAUUUGUUCUAACUGAGGUCUAACCUCUUUCUAGAUUUUUGGUACAAAGUGAUAUUUAGAUAUGCUGGGCGAUUUAGCCCUCGUCCCUCAUUCUGGGAUAUAAAGAAAAUCCCUGGAAAUGUUGGAGUACAGGAUAGGAGAAUGAUCUGGAGAAUUGUUAUCCUUGAGAGAAGAUUGCAUAUUCCCAUUUCAACCACUAAGAAAACAGCAAGGUGUUUCCUGAUAAACCCAGUUUUUUGUAUUUCUUAAUGGAAAGCAUGAGAAAUGCUCAGAGAGAAUGAAAGGAGUUUCCAGUAUUCUGCUAAAAUUUGUAUUAUUCUUUAAAAUGUUAAUGGAUACCCAUCUUUCCUCCAAAAAGGACUGGCAUUUUCCUCAACAAUAACUAGGCUGAAACACAGUGACUUGCCCAACAACAGUCUGUAAGCUUGAUAGCAGGCAAGAUCAGAACAGAGAUUUUCCGUAUCCAGCCUAAAAGUCUAGACACUGUAUUACACUUUACAUGUUAUCUAAAUUGCAGUAAGAUAGAAAAUACCAUGAGGCACUGUAAAGAACAUGGUGUUGACACAAUCUGUAUCCACAGGUCCUACACUUGAAAAGUACACAUGGGUGGGACAAAGGUGAAAUGUGAGGGGGAAGGCUUUGAUGAAGGACUAACAAUGAUGGGGGUGGGUGUUGAGAAAGUUUUAACAGGUAGUACAAGAUGGGUGGAUCACUGAUUGAUCAGAAGAGACUUUGUAAAUGAAAAGGUUUUGAAGGGUUUAAAAGAGAGGUGGGUGUUGAUGAAAGUUUUAACAGGUAGCACAAGGUGGGUGAAUCACUGAUCAAAAAAGACUUUGUAAAUGAAAAGGUUUUGAAGGGUUUAAGAGAGAGGUGGGACUGGUAUUUGUUACUGCACUGCAAAGAAGGGGGAAAGGUGCUUGAAACCAGAGGAGGCCAUAUAGCUAAGAGGAACAGGUAAUUUAUCAAAUGGUUGGAUAGAUAGUUGUAGAUUUUAAAUAGUGCUCUGGAGUAUACCCAGUAAGGCAGAACUGCACAUGACUAAAUAAGAAGUUUUGAGUUUUUGCACCAAACCAAUCUCUGCUGCUUAUACAACAAUGGCUUGACCAUCUUUGCUUAUUUGUACCUCACAUUCUAUAUACUGAAUUGGGGGCAAGGCAUUUCUAAACUGUAUAUUCCACUGUUGUGAAAUGUCACAACAUUAUAUGCAGACUUAUUUGGGAUUGCUAGGGGCAUGCUGCCACGGCUGGAGCCCUCUGGCAAGUAAUUCCAUGUGGAACCCACCAUGGGUUUGAGAGUGAAGGUCUGCAGUGGGGAAGUCUCCUACACUUGUUGAGGCUUCCAUGAUGUUUAGAACCCAUAUUAUGCAAGGUUCUAGAUCACACAGGGGGUCUCUAUUAGUUCCCACUGCAAAUCAAUUUGGUAUCACAAACAUCUGCUCUGGAUUGCACUACCUGUGAAGUUUGCUCUCCCAAACCCUUGGACUGUUCCAAAUGAUGUGGUACAUUCUUUUGUGACACUCAGCUGCGUUGCUAUCCCAGUGACUGCUUGCCUUGCUUGAGCAACCCAGUCAAUUCUGGCUCAUUUUUAUUCACUGUUUGUUUGUUUUUGUUUGUUUGUUUGUUUGGCCUUUUUCUGCUUGUGCUGAAAGAUCUUGAGCAUGUGGAAGAUUGGUUUGCCAAACUGCUGGUUUAGAAGCUCCAGCUUUAUUGUAAUACAAUAAUACUAACACUAUAAUUUAUGUAUACACCUUAUACCUUUAAAGCACAUUCAAAGCACAUUCUGUCCUUCAAAAAAUUAUGGACAUUGUAGUUUGCUAAUGGUUGCAGGGAAUUGUAGCUCUGAGGGGUAAACUACAGUGCCCAUAAUUCUUUGAGGAAAAGAAUGUACAUUGAAUGUGCUGUAAACUGUACACACAGGAUUUGUUCAAACUUAGCGCAUAUCCUAUACAUUUAAGAUAAUGCUAUAAAAAUGUGUGAUCAUAGAUUUAUUUUGUUGUUAUUUGAUUCCCCACACACUGUGUCAUCAGUGAAACUGUAUGUUGAGAGAUACAUAGAGCAGGAAAAAGGAGCUACUCUUAAACAUAGUGUAUGGUUCGACUAUAGAAUUCACUACUGCAAGAUGUAGUGAUAGCCACUAAUCAUAGCUGUCAACUUUCGGAUUUGAAAAUAAGGGAUCAGCAGCAGCCUCACCUGUCCCGGGGACAGUCUAUGGCAGGCAUCCCCAAACUUUGGCCCUCCAGACUACAAUUCCCAUCACCCGUGACCACUGGGUCCUGUUAGCUAGGGAUCAUGGGAGUUGUAGGCCAAAACAUCUGGAGGGCCACAGUUUGGGGGUGCCUGGUCUACGGUAUCUAACAAUCCAGGAUAGUAGCUGGAAACGGCGUUGGAAUAAGGGAAUUUCCAGCAAAAAAAGGGAAGGCUGACAGCUGUGGCUUGGAAUAAGGGAGUUUCCCGCAAAAAAGGGAGGUUUGACAGCUAUGCCACUAAUUUGGAUGACUUUAAAAGAGGAUUAGACAAAUUAAUGGAGGAAAGGGCAACCAAUAGCUACUAGGCAUGAUGCUGCAAUACCUCCAGUAUCUGAUGCAGUAUGCCUCUCAAUGCUAGCUGCUGGGGAUCAUGGGAGAUGGUUAUUGCAUUAAUUUCUUGCUUGUAGUCUUACCAAGAGUCAUCUGCUUUGGAACUGUCGGAACAGACCAGAAAUGCUUUUGGGGUGAUCCAUUUUAACAUAGGGAGCUGUCCUAUCCUGAGUCAGACCAUUUGCAUACAUAGCUCAGUAGUGUCUACAGCGACUGGCAGCAGCUCUCCAGAGUUUCAGAGUGCGGUCUUUUCCAGACCUACUUUG